GUAUUUGAUAGCCGUACCAAACAUACGUCGGCCAGAAGCCUGCUUCAUGCUUUCGGGAGUUUAUAAUAAAUACAGAAGGCGGUAUGGACACUGAAUUGGACACAGUAGCGGCUGUGGGUAUAGAAAACGAGAAUGAAAACAAUGAUAAAGAAGAUGAAACUAAUAACGCUCAAGAGCCAGAUGACCCUUUCAAGAAACCAGCUCUUUUUGCAGCACCUUCCCUUCUUAUCAAACGUGGUGCUGUUGCGUCAAAUACAGCAGGAAAGCCCACUCACGAGCCAAGCACCAGCGAAAAGGCACAACUCACAGCCACAGAUGAAUUACUUUCAAAUGACCCAACAGCUACAUUAAACGAGACGAGUUUGCCCACGCCGAGCAUUGACCAGAAGACGCCCCAAAACGCUGACUUCGAAGACAAACAUGAAGACAAAGAGAAGACCCAUAUUGCACCUGUUAAACCAAGACACGAUCUCAAAGCUAGAUUACCUAAAGCACCGCCGGCUGGCAAAUUUAAACCUCAUCCUCCUAUACCGUACACAGAACCCCAAUGGGGUGGAGUAGCACCAGAUAACUCGUAUUCGUUGGAAAUCCUCAAAAACGGCACCAUAGUUGACGCCAUCCCCCUUACUCAAAAUAGUUAUUUCGUGGUCGGACGACUACCCGUGUGUGAUAUUUCCUUAGAACACCCGUCCAUCUCUAGAUACCAUGCCGUCGUACAGUAUCGUGGGCGCUCAGGUGACGACGAGGAGAUGGGAGAAGAGAGGGGAUUCUACGUUUAUGACUUGGGCAGCACGCAUGGCACUGUUGUAAAUAAGAACAAGGUACCACCGAAGACUUAUAUCAGGGUACGUGUUGGACACGUCCUAAAAUUCGGAGGAAGCACAAGACUUUUCAUCCUACAGGGUCCAGACUUUGAUGAGGAGGCAGAGUCAGAACUGACAGUGACAGAGUUGCGUGAGCGAGCUAGGAAGCAGCGUGAGAUCCUGGAGAAGAGAAUGCUCGAGAGUGACUCGGACGACUCUGAUGAAGAGAUGGAAGAGGGAGAAGUGAAAGGAAACAGGUCCCGGGCAAAGCUCUCUGGCAAGGACGACUCUGGCUGCUCCUGGGGAAUGGCUGAGGAGGCAGCUCCUGAGGAGGACGAGAGCGAAGAGAACCCGUUUGCCACGGAGUUCCAGGAGGACCAGGAGGCGGCCUACCUGAAGGACCCCAAGAAGGCCCUACAGGGCUUCUACGACAGAGAAGGAGAAGAGCUAGAGUUUGAAUAUGAGGAUAAAAAUCAUGGUACCUGGCUCUGUCGAGUAAGACUCCCUGUGGAUGACGCCAUGGGAAAGCAGUUGGUUGCUGAGGUAACACACACAGGCAAGAAGAAGGAGGCGGCCAUCCUAUGCUCCCUGGAAGCGUGUCGGACCCUUGAGGCCCGGGGGCUGCUCAGACAGGAAGCAGUAUCCCGGAAGCGCAAGAAGAAAAACUGGGAGGAUGAGGACUACUACGACAGUGAUGAUGACACCUUCCUGGACAGAACCGGCGCUGUGGAGAAGAAGCGUCAGGAGCGCAUGAAGAAGGCGGGAAAGAUUGAGGAGAGACCGGACACCUACGAGUCACUGGUGGCCAAGCUGGCAGCUGUGGAGAAGGAGCUGGCCGAGACCCAGAACAAGCUGAGCUCUGCAGGCAGAGACGGUUCCCAUGCAUCUUCAGAGGACCCACUGGACGCCUUCAUGAGCGAGGUGCGAAAGGAGGCCGCAAUGGACGCCGUGGAACGCCGCAAGCUCCACGUGCAUGUGGCCGACCUGCGCAAGGAGGCCCAGAGGGUCCGCAGGCUGGUGGAGCUGACUCGGCCUGCCCAGUUGCCCUCGCUGCAGCCCAGUUUAGAGGGCGGGUCUUCAGAGCCCCAGAAGCCUAAGAAGUCCCUGCCACUGUUUGGUGCAAUGAAGGGAGGCAGCAAGUUCAAACUGAAGACCGGCACCAUCGGGAAGUUACCCCCGAAGCGACCCAACCUGCCUCCUGAGCUUUUCAACAUGAAAAGCCUUCCGUCAGGAGCGGAGGAGGAGGAGGAGGAGGAGGAGGAGUGGAAGAGGGAAGAAAAGGAGAACGACAACAAAGGGCUUGAAGACGUUCCAGAUGUUCCGAGCGGGCCCCUGCAGCCCAGCCAAAGCACCUCUCCCGAGGCCUCCAGACAGCACAGCGAGGAACCGACACAGUCUCCCAAACCCAGAGGGAGAGGGCCAACACAGAGGACACAUGUGGAGGACACGACAGAAACGGUGGACCAGGCACUCGUCCGGAAUGUAAAGAAGACCCGACCAAGUUCAGAGGGGGGUGAGGAGGAUACAGCGGCCAAGCCAGGCCCCAAGAAGGCUGGGAAAAAGAAAGCCUCUGGUCCCAGCAGAGCUCCAGAUACUCUAUCAGCUCAGUACCCUGAAGAUGAUCCAGACUAUUGUGUCUGGGUACCCCCUGAAGGUCAGUCCGGAGAUGGCCGUACUCACCUCAAUGAGAAGUUUGGCUACUAGGAGAAGACGAGCGGCCACAAGGCACCAAGCCUUCACACUGCCCUCCUCAAGCCUCCCUACUGCCCUCCUCUCUGCCCAUCCUCUCCACAUCCCACAGCACUUGGCCUGUUUCUGCCAUAUUCAGGCCUGUUUCCAUGCUGCCACUUUCCACCCAGUCUGGAAAUCCUUGCAAUGGUCACGGAUGUUCAACACAUAAAGCAGACUAUCUGUGGCCGAUUUACUCAACUCCCCUGCUUUGCCGUCAACAGGCAACGUUGUGAUUGAUUUAUAUAACCAGCCAUCAUCUUUGAAAAUGGCUUUGUGAAUGUUUCUCUGUGUUCCCUUUACUGUAAAUACCGACUGGCCUCAACACUACUUUGGCCCAAAUAAGCAUAAUGGAAGAUUUCUAAAUGAUGUUACUCCAGGCAACAGUUCUACUGGCACACUGUCGGUCUUCACUCUUCCUGCCCAAGAUGGAAAGGGGUUGGCUCAAAAAAAUUGGUCAAUUUUUCUCUCCAUUUGAACUGUCCACCUUUUUCUGAACUGUUAGGCAUUGAGUGCUCCCAUUUUGGUCAGAGGGCAGCUCUGGUACCUUUCAUGGUUUCCCUCUAAGCCACCAGCAAAGCUCAUCUCGGCCAUCUUCAAGCACCCUGUCCCACACUGCUGACUGCCGGCGUUACCUUAUUUUUAAAGUGUGUGUGUGUCUGUGUGGUGGAGGGAGAAGCGUCGAAGCAGCUUUGCUAACCAUCUGGACACUUGUGAGGCUUUAUUGGAUAAAAAGAAGAAAUGCUGAUAAUGGGCCAAGUUAACAGUAAUGGGUUUGUGCGCGUUGCUUUGUUUGCCAAUGCCCCGCCCCCCAUAACACCACCGCCACUUCUCUUUUUAACCAGAUCUUCAUUACAAGUGACUCAGCAUUAGGAGGCUGGUGUGUGUAUGUUUGCGGGGCAAUCUGCCGAGAGUAGGAUUACGCUGCCCCCGAAAUCCCACACGACAUCAGUGCUUCAGUCUCUCUCGGUUCCACCCUGCUCCUCUCAGCCUUUUCAGUCCCAAACUCACAACACAGGCUCUUAAACCUUGACAGUUAACCAUUCAUAGUUAGGCCAGUUAGUCAUAUCAAUAAAAUAGCUGUGUAUUGUGUUGCUCAUAUUUGUAUAAUAAAAUAGCCUAUGGUCGCAA
This is a messenger RNA of Hypomesus transpacificus, 3662 nucleotides long. Its product is annotated as solute carrier family 4 member 1 adaptor protein. Gene Ontology annotation, molecular function: mRNA binding; protein binding. Bases 84 to 2507 code for a protein of 807 amino acids. The transcript is spliced from 14 exons. The record is from RefSeq and is a predicted model, not a curated record. NCBI's taxonomy places the organism in Eukaryota, Metazoa, Chordata, Actinopteri, Osmeriformes, Osmeridae.